UUGGGGAAGGCUCUCACCCUCCCUUGCUCUUCUGAAGGGGCCCGAUCCUCGCUCUCUGGGUGUUUCCUGACUCCCCAAGGAGGCACCUCCUAGGGCCUCCCCUCUGGCCUUGACAGAGCUGCUGUCGUCUCCUCCCCGGUGAGGAGAGUGAGAAAUGGGUCCGUUCCUGGUGCUGUCUCUGCUGCUGCUGCCGUCACGUCUGCAGGCCGGUAGAUCAGCAGAGUGUGUUACAAAUACUAACUAUGGAAUCAAGCAACCAGACCGCCUCUCAGCCCCCCAGGGUGGCUCCGUCCGGAUCCCUUUCUCCUUCUAUCAGGACUUGGAGUUAGCCAAGGAUCCCAGAGUGAGUGUAGCCUUGAGACAGACACACUUCCAUGGGGAGAUCAUCUACAACAGUACUCGGCGUUUCAUCCGUAACGACUACAAGAACCGGAUCUCCCUUGAAUUAUCACUGGGUCAGAGGUCUGGCUCCCUGCAGAUAUCGAACCUGCAGGAGAAGGAUGGGAAUAUGUACUUUUGCCGGAUCCAAGUGGAAACAUUAAGAUGCGGCAAGAAGGUGUGGCAGGCCAUCAACGGGACCAAACUCACCAUCACCCCUGCUCUCGAGAUGACCACCACUGCCCCCACGACUGCUGCCCCCACCAGUGGUGUCUUGGAAGGCAAUUGGAGCUCAGCACCUUCACCCAUGGGUGUAGGACCUAUGGUCAUAGUGACACUGGCUGACAUUGUGCUCAAAAUUGCAAUUUUGGGACUGAUACUCUACCUCAGGUGGAAGAGGAGCAAAGGAUGAAGCCCAGGACGACAGCCCCCACCCUCUAUGCCUCCCGCACCCUCUCCAGCUCCUCAUCACGGGCAGCACCUCCCCACCUCCCUCCCAAGGAGGCCCCCCAGGAGGAGACCCUAUAUUCUCUCGUAAAGACCUGACAAGUGGGACUGGAGAAUGACUUCCUUUGACUGAGCUGCCCAGCGGGUCACAGCCUCUGAUAAUGACCCCGGCCAGACGGGAAGACUCAGAAGCCAGUGGCUGUGGAAGGCCUCCAAGGACCACAGAGAGACAGAGCCAUCUGCUCCAACCCCCUCUCCACCUUCCCAGCCCUUGCCCAGAGAGUCACAGGGCUGGUGGAAUUUGCCCGAAGGCAUCUAAGGAGAAAACUGAUGGCACCUUCCACUUCUGUCUUCUGCUUCUCUCCAAGAAUGAAUUAUAAUAAAAGGUCACACCCGA
This is a messenger RNA of Neogale vison (American mink), 1222 nucleotides long. RefSeq names its product paired immunoglobulin-like type 2 receptor beta-2. NCBI's taxonomy places the organism in Eukaryota, Metazoa, Chordata, Mammalia, Carnivora, Mustelidae. The transcript is spliced from 4 exons. The coding region runs from base 155 to 790 and encodes 211 amino acids. The record is from RefSeq and is a predicted model, not a curated record. Gene Ontology annotation, molecular function: MHC class I protein binding.